Messenger RNA from Felis catus (domestic cat), 2703 nucleotides. It is a transcript of the gene TOM1L1, whose product is annotated as target of myb1 like 1 membrane trafficking protein. Gene Ontology annotation, cellular component: endosome; membrane. The transcript has 16 exons. Gene Ontology annotation, molecular function: ubiquitin binding; clathrin binding; phosphatidylinositol binding. The record is from RefSeq and is a predicted model, not a curated record. Gene Ontology annotation, biological process: signal transduction. Bases 576 to 2141 code for a protein of 521 amino acids. NCBI's taxonomy places the organism in Eukaryota, Metazoa, Chordata, Mammalia, Carnivora, Felidae.
AUUAGGUUGGUGAUGUCACAAAAGAGAUUUUCAGCAGUGUUAGCAGGCUAUAUAUAGUUAUGACUAAAGAAAUGGACAAACGGCACCAUCUGAAAUAGCCACUCACCCUGGUGGAGAAUAUGAGUUACAGCGGAGCAAGAGGCGCAGAGCACAGCAGCAACUUGUCCUGUAAGCGGUGAAAUCAGAGCCUGGGUCUCUAAUCUCCAGGCUGUGGCCGUUGGGCCGCCGGCUUCUAGGGGCUACAAGCCCACCUCGGUCUCUUGUCGGCGUCCCGCGAGUCCUCCCGCGGGCUCCACGCGGCGGCCACAGCCCGCCCGCGCCACCUGGAGCUGGCAGCGCCGCCUCCUCGCUGGUCCCGCGAGGCACGUGGCAGGUGCGCGGGCGCCCAGUGUCCCCGCCCCCGCGCCCCACGCAGGGUGCCCGGCGCCCCGCAGCGGCAGGGCAGGUCGCGCAGCCUCCGCCGAGCCCGGGAAGCGCUCGGACGAAGAGGAGGAGCCAGGGGCACCGAGCGGGUGGAGUCGGGAGCACGAGAGCGGUGGAGGCGGAUUUCCUGGGCCCGGCUCGGUGGGGCUACUAUGGCGUUUGGGAAGAGUCACCGGGAUCCCUAUGCGACCUCCGUGGGCCACCUCAUAGAAAAGGCUACAUUUGCCGGAGUUCAGACUGAAGAUUGGGGCCAGUUUAUGCACAUCUGUGACAUAAUUAACACUACCCACGAUGGGCCAAAAGAUGCAGUAAAAGCUUUGAAGAAAAGGAUUUCCAAAAACUACAAUCAUAAAGAAAUCCAGCUUACCUUGUCACUUAUUGACAUGUGCAUGCAGAACUGUGGUCCAAGUUUCCAGUCUCUGAUUGUGAAGAAGGAAUUCGUUAAAGAUAGUCUGGUUAAGCUGCUGAACCCCAGAUACACCUUGCCCUUAGACAUUCAGAAUAGAAUCUUGAAUUUCAUUAAGACUUGGUCACAAGGUUUCCCAGGAGGUGUGGAUGUAAGUGAAGUGAAAGAAGUGUACCUUGACCUUCUUAAGAAAGGUGUUCAGUUUCCUCCCUCAGAUGCAGAGGCUGAAACAGCAAGACAAGAGACCGCUCACAUCUCGAACCCGCCAUCAUCUGUUCCAUCCGCACCAGUUCUUCCUACUGUGAUUGUUCCCAAGAGCUCUACUAUUACAUUGGUCCCAGAACAGAUUGGAAAGUUGCACAGUGAAUUGGAUAUGGCAAAAAUGAAUGUGAGAGUGAUGUCUGCCAUACUGAUGGAGAACAUUCCUGGGUCUGAAGACCGUGAAGACAUAGAGCUUCUGCAGAAGCUUUAUAAGACAUGUCGGGAGAUGCAGGAGAGGAUCAUGGACCUGCUUGUGGUGGUGGAGAAUGAAGACGUAACCAUUGAGCUAAUUCAAGUGAAUGAGGAUUUGAAUAAUGCCAUCCUUGGAUGUGAGAGAUUUACUCGGAACCAACAAAGGAUUUUGGAGCAAAACAGGAACCAGAGGGAAGAUGCCAAUACUACCAGUGAACCUUCUGCCCCAUCCUGUGAUCUCUUCGACCCAAGGCUCAGCCCUCCAAUGCCGAGGGCCACUCUGGGAGAACUCAACACCGUGAAUGCUCAGCUUUCAGACUUAAAUUUCAGGUCUCCGAGUCCUGUUGUAACAAACAACUUGAAACCCAGUCUUCAUCCACAGGUGGAUUUGCUAGCCUGGGAAGAUACAGAAACACCCCUGUUUGCCCAAAGGACCGGCCAAAACAUCACCGCAAACCAUACAUAUGAGAGCUUUCCAGAAUAUUCAAAUUCAGUACUACUACAGCCAGUUAAUGUGCAGAACGUUCCAGCAACACCAUCAAGCCAGAGACUGCCAUCCUUGCCCGUCAGUCAUCCAGAGCUGUUUAUGAAGAAAUUGAUGUUCAUCACCAGAAAGGAGCCCAAAGUCACAGUGACUGUUGAGGUUGUGAGUCUCUCGUUAUCCAGGAACGGAGAAAGAGAAGGAAAGGCUGAAGGCCGGCUGUCUUCUUCUUACACUAGGUGGAAGUGGGUGACCAGCUCACUAACUGCAUUUAGAGGUGUCACCUCUCCUGUGCAGCUUGGAGGCCCAGAAGACCAGACCUACCAGCACAUCAGAACCAUGGUGGAACAGUUCUCCUCUGCAGUAACAGAAGAGUAACAGUUCCAGAGUAACAUUUAUAUUUCCUGACCACAGCUUAAGCUUUAUUUUGAAACAACUUGGUUACAACGUAUAUUCACUUGAAACUUCAGAAGAAAAAUUCAUUGUACCUAGGCCAGCGGGUUUAAUUAUAACAUCUUAGGCUUCACAGGCCUUCCUACAUUUAGAAAAGAAAUUCUCACACUGCUGUGAUAAGAGUAGAUGAAGAUUAUUUUAUUACAAAAUAAUUAUGUAAACUAUUGAGUGCCUUCAUUUAAAGUUGAAUGUAAAAGUCAAUUUUUACUUUUUUUUUUAAUAAAGAAUACUUGUUUAGAAUUAGGACUUGUAAAAGCCUUGAUGACUGUAGUUUAUAUUUCAGGUACUGUGAAGAGGUCACUGGACUCUGUAUCAAGUUGCCUUUAAAUAUGGUUCUUUAUAAUACUAAAUGAUCUUUUUCUCCCCUUUUUACUGCAAUUAAUAUUUCUAUUUGAAACAAACGCUACUGAAAACAUUCAGAAUAUAUUGUACGUUUAUGUCAUAAAUUACAAUGAUAAAAAAAUUACCAUUAAAACAAUUUAAUACA